GUAGACUUCAAUUGGAUAAUUAUUACUGAAUUUGUAUUUUAUAUCAAGUUUGUUUAUAUAUUUUUGCUCGCGAUUUGUUCCUUUGCCCGCUUGGGAGCCAAGAUUUUAAUCUAAAAUAUAAAAAUGUAACCACAUGAAGAAGACACGGGGCGAGGCGAGAAGAUCUUGAUCGAAAGUUCCACUGUUCUGAAUAGUGAGAAAGAAUGAAAUUCGAUCAAAUCGAUCGAGAAUCUCAUCAUCUGUUAGGUGGGCCAACUGACUGAGUUGGCCUGGGCGUCCAUGUCAUCAAAAGCUACUAUGUAUAGUACAUCAAAAGUAAAUUUAAACUUGUAUAUACACCCUAACUCCACCAGCGCCUAGAAUGUAUUAGUAUUUUUUGCUCUGUAUUACAUCAACGCCGUUAGCAGAUGGAACGGCCACCAAGUAAUGGAGGUCCUUCUUUCCGUUUUUAAUACCAUUUUUUAUUCUCUAUAUACGUGGUCCAUGGACUUCAAUUGGAUAAUUAUUACUGCUUUUUGUGUUUUAUGUGCAGUUUAUUCUUACCGUUUGGUAUUUAGCUUUUACUGUCUUUAAUUAUGCACUUUGUACUUGCAGAGACUUGCGAUUCCGAUAUUAGUGUUUUCUCUUUUAUGUCUACUGGCUAUAGGAUAGUUCUGUAAGGCUUUUAAAUGAUGAUUACAUUUGACGGUCUAGCCUGAACUUGUAGUCGUUUGGCCAUGAAAACCAAAGACUUUUCACUUAUUUGGAAUUUUGAAGUUGGAGUUGUGUUUGGUUAUAGUUUGUACAAAAAAUAUUUGGUUGUUUGAAUGUACUGAAAGUGGAAAAAGUGAAGACAAGGUUUUUGGUGUUUUCCAAAUUCCAAAUACAACUUCAAGUUGGAUUUGGAAUUUUCAUGGCUAAACGCUGAUUUUCAAAUAAAGUGAAAAAGUUAUCUGGAAAAAAGUGGAAAAUUCUCAUGGCCAAAUGGGUCCGUAUGUAUAUGAUGUCAUAUAAUGAGCUUCUCUUUGUUAAACUUAGACAUGAUGAGAGCUAAAAUACCUUUGGAUAAAGAUGAAACUUAGUCUGUUAAAUUAGUCAAACUCCUGGUAGACUCUUGAAUUUCGUAAAAUUAUUGAAGAUAGAUAGUUAAGAUAGGAGUUCUAUAUAGGUAAAAUUUAAGUAGAAACGAUAAGAACGGAGUAGAAUCCAAUAGUGGAGUGGGUCAAUAAGAUCAUCUCCAGAGUGAGAUAGAUCAGAUUUGAAAUGGUUUGAACUGUUAUUGAAUCAUACAUGUGCAUUAUAGUUCCAUUUUAGCGUGAAAGAUAUUUAGAAAUUGUAUUCAUAUGUAGUAUUAGUUGACCUUAAAAGUUGAUCAAACUAAUGGAAGAGCUACCGAGAAAAGUGGGUGGAGAGCAAUGGACCACUAGCACACUAUGAUCUUUUUGGAUAGAAGUGUAAUCCCACAAGUGGGGUUUGGGGAGGGUGGUGUGUACGCUGCCUUACCCCUACCUUGUGAAGGUAGAGAGGCUGUUUCCGAUAGAUCCUCAGCUCAAGUAAAGCAUAUCAAAAUCAGUAGGAAAGGAAAUACAAUAGAAGUACUUGAAUGAGGGCAAGAUAUCUUUUUAUUAAAAAACUAGGGAACAUAAGUUAACCCAAUAAAUAAAUGAAUAAGUAUGAAACACUAUGCUGAAAAUGCCUCUAUAUGUUGCAAGUCUGGUAGUGCCACCUGCAUAUGCCACUACCAUUGUUCUUUCCACCCUUCCCCAGGUCAGUGUAUGGGAGACAUCAGGGGUAAGGAAGUUGAUAGUGGUGCUUGACUAGGGGCUCCACACUUGUCCUUUAUCCUCUUUUGCUUUCUUUUUCUCCAAUUUCCCUCAUUCUUCAGUUUUAGUCUUCAAAGAACCAGUAAAUUGAAAGAAAUUGGGAACACAAGUUAUUUGAGUAAUGGAGUAUAAGGAUAGGGGUUCAUUUUUUUGUUUUGAUGAAGUUAUAAGGAUAGGGGUUCAUCUGAGUCUGGUCAUAUGAUGCUGAACUUCUUAUUUUGAAACUGAAGAUAAUUAAUUUAAUAUCCGGCCCGGUCCAAGUCCCAGUCCAAGUAUUUAAUACGUGUUUCUAUAUAUAAACCGUUAGGGCUUUGUACAGAGUCACGAGAAAAAGAGCAAUGUCUCUGACAUAGAUGCGUAAUAAGCUUUUUUACUGAAGAGGGAAGAAAUUAAAUCGUUAACUUAAAUUCUAGCACGUGCAUCAUUCAAUCUAAGUAUCUAGGAUUUAUUUUGAAAUUAUUGCAGUUAAAUCAUUAGAACAUGCAGAAGAUGUAGAGGAAGAUACGGGGGUUGUGUUUCCAUUAGGUGUUAGGAAGUGUUUCCCUAAGCCGUGGCUUUCGAUGUUCUCUCUUGUUUCUUAACUAAAGUAAAGAUGCUAAGGUGUGCAGAGCGAUCAAAUUAAACUAAGCUCCUUUAUUACUAGCAAAUAUGAGUAAGUUUUGUUCAUUAAAUUCCAAAGAAUCUGCUUAUAAACAAAAGAUGAUUGCUGGACGGAGCAAUCAAAGUAAAAAAAGCUAACCUACCCAAUUCUACUUUAGAAUAUCCAGUGCUCUACUUUCAUUUUUCAUUUCAUCCACCGCCCCUAUUUCUUUCCUUUCCCUCUCACCCAUAAAACCCUAGCGCCGAUUUUCCCGUUCUUAUCUGGUUUCCUAUUUCUCCGGUAAAACCAGGAUUUUCUUUUCCAUUCCCGAACCCCCCUCUCUCCUUUCUCUCAAUUUGGUAAAUUUGGACCAAGACAAAGCCCUUUCUAGGAGAUGUGUCACCCGCUUAGCUCAUAGUGGCCAUAUCUGGCCACCAACAACUAUUUGGAGUGCCGAUGGCAAUGAUGGGUGUUCAAAUACUCGAGUUGCUGAGAUGGAAGCUAUAUUGCAAGCUCAUAAUAUUCAAAUGCCGGCUCGAGAAAUUCUUGUAGAUCUUGCUGAGAAGUUCAGUUCUUCAGCGGAGAGAUCUGGCAAAUUUGUGGUUCAAAUGAAACAAGUUUGGAACUGGUUCCAGAAUAGACGAUACGCCAUUAGAGCAAAAUCAGCUAAGAGUCCUGGAAGAUUUAUUGCCCCACCAGCGCCUCACAGUGAUUCAGCUGCAGUAAAGGCUCCUGCAAAAUUGAGUACCUCACCUAUGCCUCAGAGUGAUCCAGCUUCAGUUAGGAUUAUGCCCCAAGCCCCUCAACCCAUACCUUCUCCUCAAGCUACAGUGAGAGCAAUGCCCCAAGCACCCCAACCUCUGCCUGCUCCAUCAGUGCCAGUGCAAAGUGUGGGCAGGAGUACCUCAGAUAACGUUCAAAUGGAGUUUGAAGCUAAAUCUGCAAGAGAUGGUGCAUGGUAUGAUGUAGCAAGCUUCCUGUCGCAUAGAUCUGUGGAGACUGGUGAUCCGGAAGUAAUGGUUCGAUUUGCGGGGUUUGGAGAAGAGGAGGAUGAAUGGGUAAAUGUACGUAAGCACGUAAGACAGCGAUCUCUCCCAUGUGAAUCGUCAGAAUGUGUUGCGGUUGUCCCUGGCGAUCUGAUACUUUGCUUCCAGGAAGGCAAAGAGCAGGCUCUGUACUUUGAUGCGCAUGUCCUUGAUGCUCAAAGACGUAGACAUGAUGUGAGAGGUUGCCGUUGUCGGUUUCUGGUUCGUUACGAUCAUGAUCAGUCUGAGGAAAUUGUUCCUCUGCGGAAGGUUUGUCGUCGGCCUGAAACUGAUUACAGGCUGCAACAACUUAAUGCGGAAUCUAUGAGGCAACAGAAAAUAGGUAAUGACCCUACAACAGCCAACACUAUGACGGUCUACCCUCCAGCUGAUGCACCACAGAAAGCUCAAACUGAAUCAAGGAUAAGACCAGCUGUGCCAACACAAAAUCAGCCUGCACCGGAGGACCCCACCAAGCUAGGACCCAGUGUUGCUCCUAUGCAGCUGCAAAAAGCGAGUACUGAUUCGUUAACAGGAGAUACUUCAGCUGAAAAAACACCUAAGCUUAUGGAAGAAAUGACGGAUAAGCCUGUAGCUGAAACAGCUGAGGUGCCUCAGGAACGAAAAAGUGAGAUGCCUCCGGCAGAAAUAACAAACAAAGCACCAGCUGAAACAGCAGAGAAGUCUCAUGAUGAAACAACUCUUAAGCCUCCAGCUGAUUCAACAUCGAAGCCAGAUGAAGCACCAGAGAGGCCUCCUGCUGAAACAACAUUGAAGUCUGAUGAAGCACCAGAGGGGCCCACAGCUGAAACAACAUCGAAGCCAGAUGAAGCAACAGAGGAGCCACCUGCUGAAGCAACUCUUAAGCCUUUGACUGCUUCAACAUUGAAUCCAGAUGAAGCACUGGAGCAGCCUUCUGCUGAAACAACUCUUGAGCUUCCGGCUGCUUCAACUUUGAAGCCUGAGGAAGCACCCGAGGAGCUUCCCGCUGAAACAACUCUUAGGCCUUUGACUGCUUCAACGUCGAACCCAGAUGUUGCACCAGAGGAGCCUCCUGCUGAAACAACUCUUGAACAUCCAGCUGAUUCAACAUCAAAGCCAACUGAAGAACCAGAGGAACAGCCUAAGGCCGAGGAGCAUGUUGAUGGUGGACCCAUCACAGCUUCCAUUGAUCAUGACAAUGCUACAACUGUAUAAGCAAAAUCUUUGUGGCAAAAAGUUAUGAACAUUGUCAGUGUAGCUAACGUUACUAAGUUAGGAUUCCUAGGGAAAGACAAGCCCAGAGUUAGAGGAUGCUGGAUAAAAACUUAUUUCUUGCAAGUUCCUGCUUCCCUUGUGUAGUUCAAAGCACAAAUUGUGCGAGGGACUUUACUAGUGGCUCCAAUAGAUCAAUGAUAGUCUUGUAAAAUAUUUGGAUGUUGGCCUUCAAUUUGAACUCUUGAACUGUUUUCGUCA
Molecule: messenger RNA, 4862 nt
Organism: Lycium barbarum (goji berry)
Lineage: Eukaryota; Viridiplantae; Streptophyta; Magnoliopsida; Solanales; Solanaceae
Product: protein SAWADEE HOMEODOMAIN HOMOLOG 2
Exons: 10
Coding region: 2877-4604 (575 amino acids)
Molecular function (GO): DNA binding; chromatin binding
Source: RefSeq, a predicted model, not a curated record